Molecule: messenger RNA, 7729 nt
Organism: Diabrotica virgifera virgifera (western corn rootworm)
Lineage: Eukaryota; Metazoa; Arthropoda; Insecta; Coleoptera; Chrysomelidae
Product: zinc finger protein 271-like
Exons: 6
Coding region: 132-2324 (730 amino acids)
Cellular component (GO): nucleus
Molecular function (GO): zinc ion binding
Source: RefSeq, a predicted model, not a curated record
GUCAUGUCAUAACACAUAACACUUUGCAAAAAAGCUGCUUUUGUGAAAAGAAUUUGCAAAGAAAUAAGAAAUUAAAAUUGUUAAGUGGAAAUGGUAUAGUUCUAGUUUAAUAUAUUGCAGAUAUUGUGUGUAUGCAUAAUUCUAUAUUAAUGGAGAAAUCUUUAGUCAUGGAGGACAGAUCGAAUAUCUUACGGCGGAUGAAAGUAUGCCGUUUCUGCCUUUGCAAUGAAGAAGAUAAUUUAUUAAACAUACAAGAAAAACAUCCACAGGACCCUGAUAUUAACAUACCCCUACCUUCUCUAUCGUUACAAAUUAUGGCUUGUGUAUCUAUAGAAGUGCUCCAAAGUGAUGGGAUGCCCCAAUUCAUUUGCAAAGAUUGUCGAAAUAUUACUACACAAGCAUAUAUUUUUAAAACGAAUUGUAAAAAAUCAGACGAUGCUCUUAAACUGUUCCUCCUUACGGGCCAAAUGGCGAAGCCUUACAUGCAUGAUGUGGUUCAAAUUAAAGUUGCACCUGCUUCGGAAAAAUGUAUCUCUAUAGUACAGGAAGAUGAGGAGGUUGAGAAGAAUGAAAUAGUUACUACUACUACUAUGGGGGGAGAAACAAAGAUCAAUAAUGCAGUGGCAGAAACUGAGGAAGCAGUACAUGAUCGCUUGGUUGAGGAAUUUCCAGAAGGCACAAUUGUGGAAAUAGAAAAUGAAACUGUAGAAACGGUAGAAACUUCUUGUUUUCCCUGCAACGAGUGUGACAGAUCAUUUCCAUUACAACAGCUAUUGGAUUUACAUAUGGAAAAACACACUAAGGAAAGAAACUUCGAAUGUGAAGUUUGUCUUAACAAAUUCUACACUAUAUAUGACCUCCAGAAACAUUCACUUAUUCACAAUCCUGAUAAGGGAUUUGAAUGUGGUGUUUGUAAUAAAUCGUUUAAUAGGGUGUCAUUUUUAAGAAAACACGAGAAGAUUCAUAAAGAUGUGGAAUGGCACACAUGUCCUAAAUGUGACAAAUCGUUUAUGUCUAAAGAAAAUUUAAAUUUUCAUAUGCAUGAUCACAAUAAAAGUAGGCCGUUCGGUUGUAAAAUCUGCAACAAGAGUUUUGUUUUUAAACAGGGCUUAGAGCGUCACGAAGUAAUCCAUAGUAACAAUAAGCCUCAUAAAUGCAACUACUGUGACGCUAGCUUCAUUUCAGCCAUCAAACUCACCAGGCACAUUACUUCACACGCUGGUCUUCGACCAUAUCCGUGCAAAAUAUGCGGAAGAACCUUCCUUCUUAGUCACCACUUAACUCGACACAUGCGCAGCCAUUACUCAUCCAAUCCCACAGAAACCAUCAUAGGACAGUACAAGUGCGACAUAUGUAGUAUGGCUUUCCGGAGGAAAGAUUCGUUGAUAAACCACAGUGCCAUACACUCUAUGGUAAAUCUUAAAUGCGUCAUUUGUAAUACUACGUUCGAAACGGUGGAUUUGGUGAAAGAGCAUAUUACUACGCAUUUAGCUAGUCUUCCGUUCCCGUGCGAUAAGUGCGAUUACAGCUUCGAAACUGAAGAACAGUUAGAGGAACAUGAACUGAGGCAUGCCGAGAUGGAAUAUGAAGAACAAAUUGAAAAAGAAGUAUUUUCUGAAAGCAUUAUGCAAAUUACACGGCCGCAUUCUGAAGAAGAAGAUGAAGCGAUGGAGGAAGACGAAGGAACUGAAAUAUCCCAAUUUACAAUGGUCGACAUAAACAAUCCCUCAGCCGGCGUUAGACCAACUAUUACUACCUCCAAGAAUUCUGCCACUGCGGAGGAGAUUGUGGGAGAAUUUUUGAAAGACGAAUUCGACCCAGAAGCGGAACAGUCAAAAGAAGGCGAAGAAGAAGAAGAAGAAGUGGAAGAAGUGCCAAUCGAGCCUCUUAAACCCAUUAUCAGACAAGAAGGAACCAAAGUUUAUCAGCGUAAAAAUAUACAUACGAGGACACUGCCUGAAAUUAGAAUGACUCCUUCACUGGCUGAUCCUAAUCCUAAACCAACAGCUGCUUUACAGGAUAUUGCUACACCUGAUACGAGCACCCAUUCGUUAGGAAAUAAAACUGUCAAAAUGGGAGAUAAGCUGGUGAAAGUUCAGAAAUUUAUUCUGACUACAGAUGAAAUGAAAGCUAUGGCAAAACAAGGAAUAAUAGAGUUAAGAGGGGGACAGGUGGUACUGAGAAGUAAAGGUCAGCAAGUACUUAAUGCCAGCAUUAAAUCAAUUGACAAGAACGAAAUCGACUCAUUGUUGGAUAAAAGGAAUAAGAUUCAACUGAAGAAGUAUGAUAAGAAGGUAGUUUCAUCCGGUACCAGUGAUCGUUAGGACUAUGCUGGUGAAAAGAAACUGCUUAGAUUAGAAUUUAAAUAAUUCUUAGUAUGAUAAUACAUAAGAAAUUUUAUUGCACAGGUUUUAUUCUUUCUACAAAAAUAUAUUGAGAGGUAUUUAUGUGAAGAACAGUGAAUAAGAAUUUGGUUUAUUAUGCAACGAGCAUUUAAUGCUGGUCAUUAUGAUGCAAGUAAGAGGGAUACAUGUAAUGUUUAGAAUACGAGCAUCAUAAUGGCAAUUAAAUGCAAGUUGAAUACAUGAUUUUUUUACGAUCAUUCACAAAAAAUAUUUAAAUUUAUUUAUUUUGUAACAAACAAAUGAAGUAGUUAUAUGAUUAAAUUAAUUAUUUUGUGGGUACAGUUAUAUUUUCAAUAUUACAAUUAUUAAAAUUAAAGUGACGAUAAAUUUUUAAGAUCCCUAUUGUCUUUAGAUAAGUACGAGUAGAAAAAAAAGUUGUAAUGGACAGCCUAAGUCUGACGUCACAAAAUUGGGAGAAGCUUAUAUUUGACUCCAAACAAUUUUGUUUGUAACGUUAAAUGGUCAUAAAGAAUUUUUCAUUUAUGUGCUUUGUGUGGCAAAAUAAGACUUCAUUUAGGUAUUUCGUUAAAGAAACGUGUUAAUUAAGAGAUUUUUAUUCGUUUUUGCUCAGGUGGUUUUUAUUCCUUAGUGGUUGAAAAUAAACAUAACCUCAAAACUGUUUACGUUCUAAUCAUUGCAUUAAAUUACCUGGACAAAAACGAAUAAAAAUCUCUUAAUUGACACGUUUCUUUAACUAAAUAUCUAAAAGAAAAGUCUUAUUUUGUCACACAAACCACGUAAACAAUAAAUUAAAAAUUCCUUAUGAGUGUUAAACAUUAUAAACAAAAUUGUUUGGAGUCAAAUAUACGCUGUGAGCUCGUAGGUAGAGGGGAUAAUUAAAAAUUCGCGAGCGCCAGUAGUGAGAAGUUUGUAAACCUUUACUGGAAAUUUGCUUUUUGACGUUCUGCAUUAAGAGUUGCAUAUUAUAGCUUUUAAAUGUCUCACGAAAGUUGUUGUAUUAAAGAGUGUCGAAAUACUGGUUACAAUAGUAACUGUGUAUUCUACAACUUUCCUGUCGCUAAGCAUAAGGUGAUUCAAUGACAAAAAUGGAUUGAUGCAAUUAGAAAAAAGUAAGUAAACACAAUUUUAAUUUUAAAACGGUAGACACAUUUGAGCUAAAGGAUCAGUUAGCACACUCUCAAAUUUUGACGGUUUCAAUUUUACAAUCCAAUCCUGAAACAAAAUUUGGUCCGAACGAAAAAUCACAGCAAACGUAGGAUGCCGUUAACUGUCAUUCAAAAGUAGGCUUCGUUCAAGAAAAAACCCUCUGGAUUCUGCAAGGAUACUAAUUGAAAGGAAUUUCGAAAUAACCGACCGUUGGCAAGAAGAUUGGGAGCAGGGCCGUAACUACGAUGUUAGGGGCCCCGGAGCAAAGGCGAUCUGGGGGCCCCCUGCCGGGGAGUCUGGGGGUUUACCCCCCAGUGGAAGGCGAGGUCCGGAAAAAUGAUUGAUAUUUAACCCCUUGAAAACGCAUUUUAAUGGAUUCUAUGACUGAAGUUUCUUGAACCUACAUAUUGCUAUUUUAGUUGACCAACACAAAAAAAUUUUGAAAUCACCUUAUUUUUUAUUCGCUUUAAAAAAUUUAAAAGAAAAACCACAAAAUGAACAGAUAGUAAAACAAAAUUAGAAAAUAUAGUGAAACAAUAAAAAGCAAAUUUCUUGAAACUUCAAAACCGAAUGGAAAAAUAUGAAGAUAUGAAGGUUUAUUUAGAGAAAAUGCAGGAAGAGGUAAAUCAGAUUGCUGAGGAGAUACAGAAAAUUGAAAAAGUGGAAGAAAAGUUCAAGAAUGCGGUAAAAUUAGAUAUGGAAAAAGUGGAAGAAAAAUUGACGGGGAUGGGAAAAUGUCAAAAAGGAGGAGACCGUCGGGAAGUAAUUGUAUAUAGCUCUAAUGAGAGCAGAAUCCUUUAUGACGAGGAUAUUAGAAAAGGAUAUCCGGUACCUUCAGCAGUGACACUCUCGAAGGCGAAUACUGUCACUGCUGUUAGAUUUAUUAUGCUGUGGUACUAGUAGGGCUGAUUCCAAUGUGCUCAUUCCAUCUUACACUUACCUUUCUUUUCAAUAUGUGGUACCAUGUGAUUCCGUUCACGUACCAAGAUGUGGUCUGGGGUAAAUUGGUUAAGACAAAGUAGCUGGGACAGAGGGCCGCUAUUCCGGUUGCAUUUUAGUUUUUAUUUCACCAAAAUAACUAUUCCUCAGUAACAAUUUAUAUCUUUACGAAAGGCCUCGUGGGCCCCAGCUUAGCCUCUUCCAAUGGCAUUUUAGGUUUUAUUACGCCGAAAUAACUAAUUUCCUAAGUAUUAAUUUAAAUUUUUAUGUUCAGUUCUAGGGUGCCCCUGUAAGGUCUUUUUAAAUUUGUGUCAUUUGAAAAUAUUUCGUUGGGAUCGGCUUUUAAAAUACAUAUUUUUAUUUUCCUCGUUAAACUCUAUGCACGGUCAAAAAAGGGGAACCUGCGGGGGCCCCCUUCGCCAGGGGCCCCGGGGCACUGCCCCGGUUGCCCCAAUGGUAGUUACGGCCCUGAUUGGGAGAAGAAUGCUCCACCUGACAUCCGAAAUAUGCCAUGUAUUACAAGCAAGCCAGAGGGCUUCAAUCAACCAAGACGGAUCUGGGCUACACUAAAUAGAAUUAGAACCAACUGUGGUAGGUGCUCUGACUCACUUUUUAGAUGGGGAAAAAUACCUUCUCCAAAUUGCGAUUGCGGUGCUGAAAGACAAACGGUUAAGCAUUUGGUGGAGGAAUGCCCCAUCAGAUCGUACAGUGGCAAUUGGUCCGAUUUUUUUAAUGGCGACCAAUGAAUCGAUUCAAUAUAUUUAUCAACAAAAUUUUCGUUUAUAAAAAUUAAUUAUUAUUAUUUUUUAAUGUAUUGUGAUCUUUAUUUUUAUACAAAAACUGUGAUAGAGCCCAUACGCUAAAUAAAUAACUGUCAUUCGUAAGUUAAUAUUUAAGAAGUAUUAUACUAUAAUUAUAUUAAAUUAUUAUACUUUUUUUGCAGAAUAAAUUUUUUCUAAUAUUAGUUGUCAACAUAAACGUCAAAACGAUAAGCAAAAUCUUAAAAAUAAUCAUAAAGAAUAAUAAAUUCUGUACUUACUGCUAUUAAUUAUCGAUUACAAUCCAAUUACUUCUUUUCGUUGUAAAUAUUACACGAUAAGAAUUAAAUAAUAAGUUUAAAACAACUAUUAUUUGCUUUUCUACUGUCCUCUUUAAAAUUCCGGCCGAAAUAAGAACACUAGUCAACCGUUAGAUGGCGAUAGCAGCCCUACCAACCAAACUCACAGAGUAUAGGCAACACUUUUUUCUUUCCAGAAAAUUUCCGGUAAAAGUUAUACUAGUAAUCCUAUAGGUAGGUGGCGACACCAGCGAAGCUCGGAGCGGAUAAGCUCCUCCCAAUUUUGUGACGUCAAGACUUAGGAUGUCCAUUGUGUAGAGAUUUUCUCAAGAUGAAAGAUGAAGAAAAAACCGAUCUUUGUAGUGACAUGGACUCAUCGAAGAACCGAUUUUGUUAUUCCUACUGCAGUAGAAAAAUAGAUUAGAUAAGUUCAUAAUAUUUAUAUCUAGACCCACCUAAUGAUAAUGUAUAUAGUAUAUAAGUAAAAAAUAGCUUCUAUUACGGUUUGAUGCUUGCGCUGAAGCGCGCUGGUGCGCAUUUUGCUUUUGUCACUGCAGUUAACAAACCAGUUUUCACUAGUUUUUGAUCGAUGUGAUAAUUUAUAAGGAACCUCAUAACAUUUUAAGAAAUAUAUUUAGAUUUUAAUGAAUUAAUGAGAUCACUGAAUGAAUUAGAAGAUACAAAAAUGGUUUUCUGUACAGAAUCGUUUUUUUUUUCUUUUAUAUGAUAAUAAUUUAUAAGGGUGAAAGGGGUCAUCCAUAAACUACGUCGUUGAGAAGAUGGAGGGAGGGCUUGCUUAUUACGACGGAGUACGACAGGAGUGCCCAUUCGACGUCGUUUAAUAUAUUUGUAUAUUUAAAUUUGUCACUAUUGUGUCUAUAAAAAUAAUUUUUUACUAGCUUCUACCAGCAUUAAAGUAUCAGAUAUUCAUAUAAAAACGUAUAGUUUUUGAUAUGAAAUUGAAAAUAAAACAAAACGUUUACGAAUAAAUAUACCUUUGUUAAAAUUAAAAAGAAUGAUUCUAUUAUAGAUACUUUUAUCGCAUACUUUUCAUUUCGUUUUUAUCAGUCACGGCCUUAAAAUAAUAUUAGGUAGCACUUUUGUACAGGACAACAAACAGUAAGACAUUGUUCUUUGGGUUUAAAUAAUCGCUUCUAUAUACAGAACAACGUCUGAAAGCAAAAAAAAAUUAAAUUGUUAGUUCAUUUAUGUGUUGCGUACUGUGUGAAACAACAGUUCUGAAAGAACGAAUAGAAAUAAAAUAUUGUUUUCUAUUUAGUUAGUAAGUCGUAUUUAUACUUUAGAAGAAAUGGCAUCAAAAUCAAAACAAAAUAUACAUAAAGAUUUAUAUGAUGCAGUUAAGAAAGCACACCCCGCAAAAUCUUGGUCCAAUGCUAUUUAAAUGCAUUCAUUUUUUUCGAAUACUAAGAAAACUAAGAUUUUUGAAAAAUUUAAACGCAGAUUGAAAGACUGCAUUAUUGCCGAGGGCCAAAAGUUCCUGAAAACAUAUAUAAUGUUUAUUUUAAUAAGUUACAGGGGUGAAAAAAAAAGAGAAAAUUUUGUCUGAUUUUUCAUUUCAAAUAUUUCAUUCAAAAGAAACCUUUUGUUUAUUCUAAGGGACUUUCAACCCUCGGUAAUAAUGUAAUAUUUUAUUCUGCGUUUAAAUUUUUCAAAUAUAUUUAUUAGUUUUCUCAGGAUUCGAAAAAAAUAAUGCAUUUAAAUAGCAUUGGACCAGAUUUUACGCCUACCCCCUCAUAUUUGAUUAAAAAAAACAGAAAUAAUAUUGAUUUUUUUUUAAAUCAAUGAAAGGGGCGUCGUGAGUUGCAACGACGACGUCGACAUGGGGGGUCAUCUCUAAACGACGAAUUACGACGGAGGGGAGGGAGGGUAUUAAAAAGUUCAAAUUUUUACGACAUAGUUUAUGGAUGCUCCCAAACCUGAUAUUUAAGAAUACAAACGCAAUAGAGAGAUAUGAUAUAAUUAUGUAUAUUUUGUCAGUAGCAGUUUUCAUCAUGUACAUCUGUACAAAUUAUGUAUGUAAUAAUAAUGAUAGCCUUACGUUUUCAUUAUCUCAUAAUUCCCUAUUGGGUGAAGAGCAAAGGAUUUUAAGACAAUAGCCAAUACAUAUAAGUACAUAUUUUAUAAUGAUAAUUUGUAGAGUUAAAUUAACUUCAUUAGUGGGUAUCUGACUGUUAAGUAUUAAUAAAAAUUAAGCUCUUAA